GUCAGGAUGUAAGAUGAAGUACGUUGUGGCCUUUUCGAUUUUGCUCGUGCUCAUGAUACUCGGAGUCGGGAUGUUUCUUCAGCUCCAGAAGAGAGCAAAUAUUGAGAACCGAUGUUCUCUAACAUCCCAAUCUGUUGCAGGGUCUUCAUACAGGUGACAAGCAGGAGAGUACAUUCGGUGCUCUAGAACUUGUGAAGGAACGAAAACACUUCAGGUGUUUGCCAAGGUGGGUCGAAACUGCAGUCUGUACUGAAACAUGCUUGAAGACAAUGAGAAUGUAUUGUUCUUGUCAUUUUCCUGAUGGUUCAACAACAGAAGUAUCUGAUACUAAACUGUGCGUCGAUAAUGCUCCAGCAUUGCCUGUUAGCAGAGAAUUUCGUGGAGUUAAAAUAGCAUACACUUGGGACGUAGGAGAGUGGGGAAGUUGUAAUGCUAUUUGUAGUUCAGGGAUUCGACGACGAAUUGUUGUCUGUCGCAGAAGUGAUCUCAGUGUUGCCUAUUAUCGUAAAUGUGUAAGUAACAGGCCUGCUACUGUUUCGAGUUGCAUUCAAGUAUGUCGUUGGGCCACUGGUGAUUGGAGUGAUUGUAGUAUCACUUUCGGAUGUGGCCAGCAGACAAGAACUGUUACCUGUGUUCAAAUUCUUGACGGUUCCGACCAACUGACUGUCGCCAAUAGUCAUUGUCGAAAUGAUAUACUGUUACGUAUUCUCGGUAGGCCCGCUGAGACUCUAGAAUGCGAAAGAAGUUAUUACAAAUGGGUGGUUCAACCAUGGAUGUUGUGUUCAUCACGCUGUGGACCUGGCGUUGAAGAACGAGAUGUAGCUUGUAUUAAAACAGGAUGUGAUGGAAAGAUUCAUGUUGAAGACAGUGAAUGUCAUGCUGUAACAGGGUUCAUUCAGAAACCGAACACUACUCGAGAAUGUCAUUCAUCGUGUGAAUACGAUCUUGGAACAUGGAGCCGAUGUUCUCGUACUUGUGGUCCAGGAGUUCGAUUUCGCGUUGUUAGUUGUCUAAAAAUUUUGCAGCCUGGAAGGAAAGUACCACAACCUGUGAGUGACUGCGAUGCUGACACAACAAUUCCGUCUCCUCGUCCACCACCAUCAAACGAAACUUGUACUAGAGGUUCUUGCAGAUGUAAUAGAGAAGUAAAGUAGACUACAAUACACGUGUGUUUACUCCAAAACUCUCAAACUCAACUACGCAUGCGUCUCCCAUGUCACAUUCUUCUAGAAUCUACCCAGUCUCAAUGACGAGGGCGGAGAAAGACUGGGUCGACUCUAA
Corticium candelabrum is the source of this 1281-nucleotide messenger RNA. Its product is annotated as ADAMTS-like protein 2. The transcript has 4 exons. Lineage: Eukaryota; Metazoa; Porifera; Homoscleromorpha; Homosclerophorida; Plakinidae. Gene Ontology annotation, cellular component: extracellular matrix. The record is from RefSeq and is a predicted model, not a curated record. Gene Ontology annotation, molecular function: metalloendopeptidase activity. The coding region runs from base 270 to 1154 and encodes 294 amino acids. Gene Ontology annotation, biological process: extracellular matrix organization; proteolysis.